This is a messenger RNA of Trichogramma pretiosum, 1258 nucleotides long. RefSeq names its product tubulin-specific chaperone A (gene Tbca). The coding region runs from base 104 to 1075 and encodes 323 amino acids. NCBI's taxonomy places the organism in Eukaryota, Metazoa, Arthropoda, Insecta, Hymenoptera, Trichogrammatidae. The transcript has 2 exons. The record is from RefSeq and is a predicted model, not a curated record. Gene Ontology annotation, molecular function: beta-tubulin binding. Gene Ontology annotation, biological process: post-chaperonin tubulin folding pathway; tubulin complex assembly. Gene Ontology annotation, cellular component: cytosol; microtubule cytoskeleton.
GCCGAGGAAGCCCUUAAGACUGCGGAGCCUCAGUUGAUGAAAAAUAGUUCAAAUAUAUGAUUUUCAGACUCUGAUAUAUUUCAAAAUUACAGUUUUAUUCAAAAUGUGGAAACGGAAAAGACAAAACCAGACAUUUAUAGAAGAAUUUAUUACUCGUGAACCACCCACACAAUCACCGCCUACACAAAAAGUUAAUAUAUCUACAAUCAAAAUUGCCAUUACUAAUGUUUACAAUCUCAACAAACAGUUGCAAGAAAUAUUGCAGCAUUUAAAAAAUGUUGAUCCAGUCACUGAGACAGAUAGGAAUAAAAGUAUACAAGUAUAUAAUGAACUAAAAAAGCAAGUGCAAGUAUUAAGAGAAUUAAGGGAGCAUAACGAUCUAUCUUCUGUUGUCAGAGCUAGGCAAAAAAGGAGAAAGAGAUUGAAAAAUCAAAAGAAUCAGUAUGCGAUAUUAAAAAAAGAAGCUGAAGAAAGACGGCAAUACCUACACAAUGAAAUUGAUAAGUGGCGAGCUAAGAAAGAAAGAGAUAUUCAGAGAGAAAGAGAGAAUAAGUUAUUCAGAAUGGAUGCAGAUUUAAUACUGUCUGAAGUAAAAGCAAAGCAAUCUGAUGUGAAAAAAUUCUUAACUAUUCUUGAAGAAUUAGAAAGUCUAAGAAAAGUUAAGGUGUCUAUGGCUCGCAACAGAGGAGAGAACAUAUCCUUGGAAACCGACAGAGCCUUUAACAGUAUUAUAAAUCAGUUGAGAGAGUAUUGGAAAGUAUUGGAAAAGGAAUAUUCAAUUGAAGAAAAGGGCUUAAACCUCAUGAUUAAAACUGACAAAGAAGAAAGGAUCAAUAAAAUUUCACAUAAUGUAUUUGUAGAAUGGCAAAAAUCUUUGUUUACUCAAAGUAUAGACUCUGGUUCCUCUGAAUCACAAUCUUUGAACAAUCUAAGAACUUUGAGAAUCAUGUGGGAUCAAUAUAUUAGUGGAGAAAAAGGCUCUGAAUUGCCUGUAGGAUGGAUAAUGAAUUCUCCAUCUUCAAUGUCUACAUAUAAAGAAAUGCUUGCUUGUUUCAAGAACAAUAUUUGUGAUUGAGUGUUACCAUAUUUAUUGACAAAAAAACUAUAGUAAUACUUAAUAUUUUUUAUUUGUAAAUUAACAAUUUUUACUUUUUUGUGCUUACUUACCAUAAAAGACAAAUUUCACAAGUCAAUUAUAUGUUCAUUUUUCAUAAAGUCUUAUUUAGAAUAAAAUAAAUUUAUUAUAUUUUGAAAUUUA